Molecule: messenger RNA, 504 nt
Organism: Linepithema humile (Argentine ant)
Lineage: Eukaryota; Metazoa; Arthropoda; Insecta; Hymenoptera; Formicidae
Source: RefSeq, a predicted model, not a curated record
AUGGCGAGAAAGGAAUCAAAAGAUGUUAAGAAAAGAAGAACAAGGAUAAGACCCAUGAAAAUUGCUGCUCUAGUCGUGUCUGCUAUACAGGAUCUUCGUGAAACCAAAGGAUGUACCCCCCAAAAAAUCACAGGAUACAUUAGUUACGCUUCGAACAUACCUGUAAAACGCGUUAAACAACAAGUAAAGGCGGCUCUGAAACGAGGCGUGGAAUACGGUAUUCUGCGAAGAUACCGCGGUCAUUACUUUCUUCCCACUGGCGACGAAUUGGACCGCGCGAAUCGUAUUGCUAUGCGAUUUGCCGGAUUGCCGACGUCCAUGUCGCUGUUUGCCAGGUCAAAAACCAAUUCUACCCGUAAGAUAAAGGACCGCAAGAGACCCCGGGAAAUUGGUAAUAGAGCUCAAAAGAGCAAAAAAGUUCGGAAGACUAGUACCCACUCUAUCUCAGCCAGUCCGAGUUUGACGGACAAAAUUGCCGGCGACGUCGUGUCUGUGACAGAGUGA